Cherax quadricarinatus is the source of this 3738-nucleotide messenger RNA. RefSeq lists its product as uncharacterized. The record is from RefSeq and is a predicted model, not a curated record. NCBI's taxonomy places the organism in Eukaryota, Metazoa, Arthropoda, Malacostraca, Decapoda, Parastacidae.
CUGACGGCGCAGUCGCAGACUCACUAAUCCUCCGCCCUGUACAGUCGACCCUUCUCACUCCUGAGUGCCGCCAUCUGCGCCUACUAACACCUAUAUAUCUGUGUGCUGUGACCUUUCACUGCGACCCCGCCACGCUACAACUGCAGGCUAAUAUGUAAAAAAAAAAAGAAAAAAAAAAUACGUUUCCCAAAUGAAGGACAAAUUUGCAAAACUUUUUGAUCAUGUUGCUGACACCAUUUACCUCUGAGUGAAAGUGGCACUCCUUGCCCGCGGCGGUACAUCCUUACGGGUCCUGUGUGUGUCACAGUGUUGGAAUAUAUGUGUAUUGAGGAUAAGCUAAAGCAUCUAGUGCAGUCAUGACUAGCACUAGUACCAGUGUGAUCACUGCUUAGUUAAAGAGUGAAGCCUAGUGUCGCCAACCAGGCAGGGAGAAAUUUGCCUACAAUCACCUGGUCGCUAAUAUGCUAACCAUGGAUAGCAGAACUAGAACUAUCGAUCGUAUGUUGGACGACCUUAAAACUACAGUGGGCAGCGAAGGUGAUAGGAGCACCCCAGACGUCCGCGCUGACACCACCCUCGUCUCCUCCUUCAGAACUUCCUUAUACGACGACAGACCCGAGAGCUUCGUGGAAAUUUUCAGGAGUUCUUCCCGGAACGAGGGUCGAAGUGGGUCCAGGGGUGGGUCCCGCAGCGGCAGUGCUCUUGCGGGUAUAGAGGACGGUGGCCAUGUAAGACAUACCCGCCGUGAGUACUGCACACCAGACAGCAAGACUCAUGUCGUCUCCGAGAAGUACGAGUAUGAUACAGGCGACACCAGCAAGACAAAUCAUUACCAGAAGAAAAUCAUGAAGUCGACUUACUCGACGUAUAACUCACUGAGUGCUGGCAGCCUGGAAGACAGACCCUCACUCGCCCCUGAAUCUUCACCUCAGGUCUCCCCACAAGCUCUGCCAGACACCAAGGUUAUCAGUGCUUCCCAGAAAGUAGCAAACAAAUUGGUUGAUGCCCUGGCCAGUAUAGGUGGGGAUGGAAGCCAUGUUCCAGCACCAGACACCAGCGAGACUGAAUCUCUUAAAACAGACACUAUGAAAACCUCUCGUACUGCUAGCUCUGAUUAUUCCACUUUAGGACGACUUCGUAAGAAUAUCAAUGAAUUGGAUUAUCUUAUUUCAUCACUAGAAGACUCGAAGCAUAAAGAACAAAGAAAAACUGAAGUUCAGAGCUCUUCGGUGUCAACCAACAUCUCUGUUGUAUCAAAAACAAAUGAAUUAAGAGUAAAAGGUGCCACGUCCUCAAAAGAUUUAUCUCCUGUAAAAGCAGAAACUUCUCCUGGUAAUAUUCCUGUCAGUGUAGUUCCUGUUGGAGAUAUGACUACGAAAAAUAAGGAGACAGUAUACACUGCUCCUGCAGAAGAUGCGGUUGUAGAACAUGUUAUCCAGGACUCAGUAGAUCCAGCAGUAGCACUGACUCUUGCUGCAGCUGAGGCCUGUUGCCUCUCCACUAGCAAAAACACACAUACAUCGCACCUAACCACCAGUCUCAUUAAGAGAACCACUGAAUCAGAAAAGAGUGCUUCACAGCAGAAAGUGCUAAGAGAAAAGAGGAGCACUGGCCCCACCACCACUCUCAUCAAUGGCACCAUCACCUCUACUUCACACACCAACAAAUACGAUGGUGAUGACGAGGAUGCUCUGGACGACACCAAAGGUGGGGAAGUGCGCCGCAUUGUGUGGCGCAACAGAUUUGAGAAGACUUAUGAGGCCAAUGACUCUAGCCAUCCACAGCCAGCGAUGAGCAUUGAAGAGGAGUCACGUCGUCGGCAGGGGAUCCAGCGUCAACAGCACCACCACCACCAGCAGACAUCCACCUCUGCCUCCACCACCUCCACGCUCUCUUCCCCACCAGGACCCAGCUCGCCCCCACAGCGGACGCAGCCAGCGAUAGUGUCGUUGCAGCGGGGCCCAAGCUCGCCCUAUCUGCCUCAGCUGCAGUGCGCUGUGUACUGGCCCGGCAUGGCUGCCGCUCCCUACAUUUCUCCUGGAGGACAUUCAUGGAAGGAACCUUUGCCGAUGCCAACGCCACCACAGUUGUCUCCGCGAGAGCCUGGCGUAGCUUAUAUAUAUACUUAUGGCAACACGAGUGGUCAGGGAGUUCAGCCUUUGGCCCCCCUUAACUAUGUCAACGUCCCUGGACCACACUCAAUUCCACCCAGUGAGGGAGCACCAUCACCCACACCUUCAUCACAGCUACAGGGACAGCCCAUCAUUUAUCACUACUCUUACCAUUAUACUAUUCAGCCAGGACAGCCACUACCAGAUGGGGCACCACCACCACCAGGAGGGAUAGUCUCAACUUCCCCUCCAGCACUUCAGAUGGCACCAGCCAACCAGCAACCACCCACCUCUGCUCAACAUAACCAAUACAUCCAGAAAAGUCACACUUCUACUACUACUACUACUCGAUCAACUCAGCCAGGUCACCCUAGUCAUCCUGGUCAACCUGGCCAGCCUGGUUAUCCCAGUCAAGGUCAGCCUGUUUAUCCUGGUCAACCAGGACAGCCUGGUUAUCCUAGUCAGCCUGCUUAUCCUGAUCAUCCUGGGCAUUCUGUCAGUUCCGCCCAACCGACUCAACCACAGCCCAGUUCUUCCACCAUUGUUAACUACAACAUUCACUCCUCUACCACUCGUUCCACUAAAACUGUUAAUCGCAAUGACACGACCACGGUGGGUUAUCCAGGUCAUCCAGGAUCUGAUGGACUGUAUGGUCCUGGAGGCCCUGGUGGGCCUGGUCAUCCAGUUGAUGAUCAUAGUUAUCCAAGCAAACCACAUGGACCAGGAAGUCUCAAUGGUCCAAGCAGUCCUGGUGGGCCAGGUGGUACCACAGGACCAUCUGGCCCUGGACAGCCUGGCCAUCCUGAUCAUCCUGGCCAUCCUGGUUCUUUAUCCAUCACUAUCAACAAGACAACUACAUCUCACAUUACUCACCCUGGGAGUUACCCUGGAGCUCCUAGUGGUCUUGAUGGCUCUGGUGAUGUGCCUCCAGUUACAUCCACACCAUAUUCAAGCCGUGGGCGCUCAGUGUCCCCGGAACCACGCUCUCCAUCCAAUCAUACUCCUCAACAUGUGACUUAUGUUACGCACAUAACAAGAUCAUCACAUUCAGACUCACUGGAUCGUGUAAGAAGGCCAAAGAAUGAGACUCUUCCCUUCCCAGACACUUCUCCCAUACGAUCAACUGGAGAACACAAGAUUCCACGUCGAGUAGAUGAUCUCAUGAACUCUUUCUCUGAUUCUGAGGAUGGUCCUGUUGGUGGGCCCCCUGGCCGCUCUCCACACAGGAGAGACCCCGCUGAUCAUGAACCUCUGCUGCCCAAUAACAACCAGGUCGCAGUGAGGGCAGAUGCAGAUGCUAAAGCAGUUGCUGUGGCUGAUGCGAAUGCUAAGCGGGAGCUGACCAAAAACAAAGCUGGACCUCCCGUGUACUACCCUCCUGGCCAUGAGCUCUUCCAUGAAACCAUGCAUACUAUGACACUGAAGGAGGGAGGCCGCCGAGGAAAGGCGAAAUGGAGAAUGGAGCGAUCAUCUGGCUAUAAGGAGAGUUCUUCGUCUUCUGAGACAAAAGGAGGGAUGACUAUGGUGCCAGUGUGUCUUCCCCUCUGCUGUGGUGCUGCUUGUGUUAUCAUGUAAUCACUGAUAACUAGCUGCUUACAGAAUCACACAUUUUUUGACUAAUAUUAGU